This is a messenger RNA of Anopheles stephensi (Asian malaria mosquito), 2622 nucleotides long. RefSeq names its product scavenger receptor class B member 1. Gene Ontology annotation, cellular component: membrane; cytoplasm. The transcript is spliced from 10 exons. Lineage: Eukaryota; Metazoa; Arthropoda; Insecta; Diptera; Culicidae. The record is from RefSeq and is a predicted model, not a curated record. The coding region runs from base 739 to 2451 and encodes 570 amino acids. Gene Ontology annotation, molecular function: scavenger receptor activity.
CAAUCCGGACGAUUCCAUCCGGUGGUGCCGAGGUGCAGCAGCAGCAGCAGCAGCUUGCAAAUGACGAUGCAGCAGCACACAACAGACACACAGGUAGCAGGUGCAUGCGGGGAACGGGCGGAGGUUACUUAACGCACGCUGCAAGUGCACUACAAAGAAGCCCGCGCCUGAGCACUCGCACAGUCUACUACCGCGCGCUCAUCACAACGGACACACGACCGCCUCACGCUCCCAAAGCAAAACGGUAACCGAACCUAACACUUCGACCGUAGAGGAGCGAGUCCUUCGUGGAGGGUUUUUGGGGGAAAAUUCUUCGUGUCAAACAUGGUUUCCUGGGCGUUUCUAGAGUGACAAGUGACACAAGUGAUCUAGCGUGCGGUGUUCCCAAUCUCUCAUCGGUGUGUUUAUAUGGCUGAGUUGUCGUUCUUCGAGCAAGGAUAAAAGCAAGGCCCAUAGUGAUUUAAAGAAAGCAUUCCUCGGAAUUGAACAAAAGUGCGAGAUUUCGUAUCGUGGAUUAGGUGUGUUAAAAGAGGGUUCUAGAUUUUUGGGAUCGACCUAAAGCUCAGUGAAUUCUGCUCAAGGUAGCGACACUGUUAACCGGGGUUGGGGCGAAAACAAUCUUGAAGUAGGCUGUGCGUGUAUAGUAAUCCUUGCAUCGUUGUGUGCGUGUGCGUGAGUCAAAAGGGUAGGGGUGAGUGUUUGUGACACCCAAAAAAAAAAAAGCAAAACACAACAACCAUGCGUGACUUUGUGAGCUUGUUCGGCAGUCAGUAUCAGACGAUUUUUGGUGGCGGUCCUAGCUGUGCCGGAGGUAAUGGCGGCAGUUUGGGAAGUAGCAGCGGGGACUGUUGCUCCUCGUCGGGUGGUAGUUCCGGUACGCCACAGAGACGUCGCUCGGUAAGCCUGGGACCGUUCCGGCGUCGCAUUCGGAGUGAAUUUUCACUGCUCGACUACUUCUUCCACCAACCGAAACAUGGCCGACAUACGCGCUACCCGAAUCGAACGUUUAUGCUUAUGGCCGCCGGCUUCAUGUUCAUCAUCUGCGGUGCACUCGUUCACAUCCUUGAUCCUUAUUUGCUCAUAUUUAAGUGGAAAUUAAUCUUCCAAGAAGGGUCGGAAAUAUUCAACCUGUGGCGCACACCGCCCGUCGAUCUGUACAUCAAGAUCUAUCUCUUUAACGUCACCAACGCGGAAGACUUUAUGGCGGGCCGGGCCGAAAAGAUGCAGAUCGAGGAAGUGGGCCCGUACGUGUACAGAGAGCUGAUGUCGCACGAUAACAUUACGUUCAACGACAAUGGAACGCUUUCAACGCGGCCGCACCAUCCGCUGAUCUUUCAGAAGGGUCUGUCCGGCAACUUGCGGGAGGAUGAUGUGUUUAUGAUGCCCAACAUUGCACUGCUGAGCAUAGCGCAUGUAGCGGCCAGCCAACCGUACUUUAUCCGAUGGCCUAUCAAUUUGCUAAUACGGCAAACGAAGGUGCAACCGCUGGAACGGCAGACGGCCAGAGAGUUUAUGUACGGCUAUCCGACCACACUAACCACUCUCGGUUAUACCUUUCUUCCCAACUGGAUAUCGUUCGACAAAGUGGGCCUGAUCGAUCGGAUGUACGAUUUCGACGAUGAUUUUGAAACGUUCUUCACCGGGGAAACGUCCGCCAGUAUGUCCGGACUGUACGACACCUACCUGGGAUCGCCGGACCUUGCGCAGUGGAAUGGCGCCCACUGUAGCAACAUCCGGAACGCAUCGGAUGGUACCAAGUUCAAGAGCUUCAUCGAACCCGACGAUCAGUUGCUGUUUUUCCGGAAGAGUAUGUGCCGAGCGCAGAUCCUGAUUCAAAACGGCACCGAUCAUGAGGUGGAUGGUUUGAAGGCAACCAAAUUCGUGUUUGAAGAGAACGCACUGGACAAUGGGGAAUUCGAUCCGCGCAACAAGUGCUACUGUCGAAAGGGCAGCUGUCUACCACGGGGACUGAUCGAUGUAACUAGCUGCUACUAUGGAUUCCCGAUCGCUCUGAGCUACCCGCACUUUCUGGACGCCGAUCCCAAGGUACUGGCACACGUCAAUGGCUCACGGCCGGAUCCAAAGCUGCAUCGGAGCCAUUUCAUGAUCAAUCCGGUGUCUGGACUUCCGCUCGAGCUGUCGGUCAAAUUCCAGAUCAACAUGGUGCUGGACGAUCUGAGCAGUAUGGCACACUGCGAGAAGUUCUCCAAGCUGGUCGUGCCGGCCCUCUGGUUCGAAAUUACGAUGCCAGGACUGCCGAAAACGUUACUGUCGCGCUUCAUCUUCUAUCUGAAGAUCCUGCCGUUCGGUGAUCAGGUGGUCAAACACAGUCUGCUCGCGUUCGGUGGCAUUCUGCUGCUCGUUGCCAUCACGAAGGUGUCGCUCACCCUUUCGUCCGCGUACUCUUCCGCGUACCGCAUUUCGAACGAGCUGCGGGAAAGCUUAUGGUAGUAAGCGCACAACACAACACAACAACAACAAAAAACAGGCCAAAACUGAAUUGCUUUCUUGAGACAAGCAUGGACAGACUAGUUUGUAGCAGAUUUCAGCUAAUUGUUUGUAAGUUUUGUAAGUACUUUUGUAAGCUUAACUGUUAAAUAAACCACACUGGCGAAGAGAGAA